Molecule: messenger RNA, 2872 nt
Organism: Talpa occidentalis (Iberian mole)
Lineage: Eukaryota; Metazoa; Chordata; Mammalia; Eulipotyphla; Talpidae
Gene: MORN4
Product: MORN repeat containing 4
Exons: 5
Coding region: 168-608 (146 amino acids)
Source: RefSeq, a predicted model, not a curated record
UGGCGGCGUCAAGUAGGGCAGUCGCUGGUGGAGGUGGUGGAGAGACAGGUGGCAGGGGAGAGCCCGGCUGAGCUGAAGUCCGGCCGCUGGAGCCCCGCGUCGGGGCGUGACGGUCAUCCCAAAAGGCCGAGCCCAGUUUUCAUCCGUUUCUUCUGUAAGCUGUCAACAUGACCCUGACAAAAGGUUCCUUCACCUACUCCAGUGGAGAGGAAUAUCGUGGCGAGUGGAAGGAGGGUCGCAGACAUGGUUUUGGUCAACUGAUGUUUGCAGAUGGUGGCACUUACCUGGGUCAUUUUGAGAAUGGACUGUUUAAUGGCUUUGGGGUACUGACCUUCUCAGAUGGCUCAAGGUAUGAGGGGGAAUUUGCCCAGGGCAAGUUUAAUGGCGUUGGAGUCUUCGUUCGCCACGACAACAUGACCUUUGAGGGAGAAUUUAAAAAUGGCAGAGUGGAUGGUUUUGGCCUGCUGACUUUCCCUGACGGUUCGCAUGGAAUACCCCGCAACGAAGGUCUAUUUGAGAACAACAAGCUGUUGCGGCGGGAGAAGUGCUCCGCGGUGGUUCAGCGGGCCCAGAGCGCCUCCAAGUCCGCCAGGAACCUGGCAGCCUGACACUGCGCGCCUCACCGGAGGUGCUCACUGGAGGUGAGCAAAGGAACCAGCUGUGGAGGAAAUGCGGAGGACCCGGAGCAGAAGCCUUACGAAGGGCCGGUCACCGGCCAGUCAGGGAUUUGGUCACAGAAGUUCUGAGGACUCUGGCCCUGAGGCCCUGCAGCAGUAUUGCCUGUUCUGUCUUUUCCUUUUGUUGCUUGUCAGACUCGCUGUUCCUAACGGGUGGGCUACCUAGUGCAGACCUGCUGUUGCCUUCUACUUCAUUUUCUGCUUCCAUGCAGAAUCUCUUCUUUCUGCUACGUUUGGGAUAACUUAGGGCCCCCAUUGGGGGCCAGUGCUUUGUGCUACCCUGGAGAAAUAGGGGAAAGAAUGGGGUGGCUUAGACAACACUGUACGCCUGUGAAAAUCAACACCAGAGCUUUUUUCCACCUUGGGCCCUCUGCUAAGGUGGAUUCCAGGCCCUCUGCUUUGUCUGCCAGACCAGUAUUCGUCUCUUCUUAUCACCCCUGUGAAGGAUUCAGUAAGAGUGCGGUUUCCCUCUCUUCACUUUGCAGGCUGUCUUCCUUACCUGAGCGACAGCAUCUAACCCCCAUUUGUGCCUCUCUCCUUCCUUAGAUGUGGAACAGGAUCCCUUUAAGGAAUAGUCAAGAAAGAAACUCAUGUGAACAGUCACCUUGUAAGUUGUAUUCAUUACUCUAGGGCAAAGGGCAGACAGAGCUGAGCCACGUCAGGCCCCAUCACAAAGUGAAUUGAAUCCUUAGGGAUGGCUCAAGCUGGCACAGUUCCUUCCAGUGGACUGGUUGCCCAGCCCCACCUUGACCCCUUGGGGUUUAGGUAGAAUGGGGCCCUUCCUAGGACUGCGGUGAACUUAAAGAGUGCUGUCCAUUUGGUUCACUGUAACUCUUUAUAAUGAACCUUGGCUGUGAGGCCUGGGAUCAGAUCUUGACUGCUGGGAUCCCUGUACAGUUUCACACAGACCUCCAGUUACCCGUGACCCAGUUAUUCCCUGCCCUACCCCACCCCCAGCCCCUUCCCCUCACACUGAAUAUCUCAAUAGCAGAUGGUGGUGGAAAUUCUAGCCGUGUGCCUCUAUUUAUUCUCUGAAUUGUACUGUAGAAACAAGUGUUGAUGAGGAAUAAACAAACACCAGAACUGCCUAUACUUAGUUUCCGUGGCUUUCUUGCUCUGUAUCCUUAGGAAUUACCAACUGUAGUGGGUGGCAGGAAUGGGCACAGUGCAGGUUUUCUAUGAUCCGAGCAGACAGGAAAAGGAGAGUCCUGGAAACCUCGGUGGCUUUUACAGGCUUCUAUUGGGAUUUACCAGGUACACAACUGGCAAAGGGUGCCAGGGGGCCGGAAGGCUGGCAGGCCUCCCAACCCCCAGCAAGUCUUCACUCUUUCUGGGCUCUCUGGCGUUUUCUGCUUUUUUUUCGCUCUCUGUUUUGCUCUCUUUCUCUCUGCUUCUCUGCUCUGCUUCUACUGUUUGCUCUCUGCUCUACUGGCGUCCCCAUGAUGUUGCCCUCAUAAGCACAGUCUUAGCCCAGGUGAAUCCCAUCUGCAUAUGCUCACACCUAUUCCAGGUGCCCGCCAUCAGGCAUGAAUUCAGGACCACAAGGAUCCAUCAUCAAUCCUAAUGGUGAGAGGGCAGAAAAGCCUGAUGCUUUUUCACUUACCCCACACCAACCCAUUUGCUGUUUCUAAAAGUUAAUCACAGAUUGGAGCUAAGGUCUGACACUGCACACUUCACUUGCAUGAUAACUAAUUCUCCUCUGAAGUGUAGGAGCUAUUUUAAAUCAGAUAUGCUCAGGUAGCCCAACCUAAUAAGUGGCAGAGCUGAUUUUUAAUCCCCAUUUUUCUGAUUCUAAAGCACUUUCCACUGUUGUCCUGGGACCAGUUAUUGGCACCAGCUGGUUUCCCUUAGGCACAUCACCUCCUGCCUGGGUUUCCCCUUCUCUGCAGCAAACAGAGUAACACUCCUCCAGCUCAGCUAGCAUGUGACAUCUGCCUGCCACUCUGUCCUUACAUGCAUGAUCUUACACAGGCCUGAGAGGAAGGUUCUAGUUAUACUUGCAUUACAGAUGAGCUCAGGGCAGUAAAGCAGUUUCUCCAAGGUCUUGUAACCUCUAAGGGGCAGAUCCCAGAAUUUUAAUCCAGGCCUAUUUAAGCCCAGGGGCUGCGCUUCUCACCAGGAUAUCAUUAACUUCCCCCAUCCCUCCCCUCCCCCAUCUCUAAAUCUGAUUCUCCUCUGAGCCCAGGUCCUCUGGA